AAUGUCAAAACGCAGCAAACUUCAUUGAGUUCUUUCUUUCGGAAAAUUUUGAGAUGUCGAAUAUUAAGAGGAAGAAGACGAGAAAAUUGCGCGGUCAUGUAAGUCACGGGCAUGGUCGUAUUGGUAAACAUCGUAAACAUCCGGGUGGCCGUGGUAAUGCUGGUGGUAUGCAUCAUCAUCGCAUUAAUUUCGACAAAUAUCAUCCCGGAUACUUUGGCAAAGUCGGUAUGAGAAAUUUUCAUUUGCGACGUCAACAUAAAUUCUGUCCCACAAUUAAUUUGGACAAAUUAUGGUCUCUCGUUGGCCUCGAGAAAGUGGAGGAACUAAUGAAGGAGAAAGAACCGAAGGCUCCCGUUAUUGACUUGGUGAAGUUUGGAUACUACAAACUAUUAGGUAGUGGAAAUCUGCCUAAAUUACCACUUAUUGUUAAGGCCAAAUACUUCUCCAAAAAAGCCGAAAAUAGAAUCAAAGCCGUUGGUGGCGCUUGUUUACUGGUUGCGUAAGGUAUAUACGAAUCCAAUGAAGCUAAAUAAAGUUAAUUGAAGGUUGUGGUAGACCUGAAGCAAACUGUGACGAUUUAUCUAGCACGUCAGACAAUUUCUGAGUGAUUUCUAGUUUAUUUAACCAUAACUGAACCGAGUUUUGUUUUUUGUUACUUUUAGUAUAAUGUCAAUUGUAAUACGAGACGAAUAAACUUACUUUUUUUCAA
Molecule: messenger RNA, 709 nt
Organism: Glossina fuscipes
Lineage: Eukaryota; Metazoa; Arthropoda; Insecta; Diptera; Glossinidae
Gene: RpL27A
Product: 60S ribosomal protein L27a
Exons: 3
Coding region: 54-503 (149 amino acids)
Biological process (GO): translation
Cellular component (GO): ribosome; cytosolic large ribosomal subunit
Molecular function (GO): structural constituent of ribosome
Source: RefSeq, a predicted model, not a curated record